AUGACCUUCUACGAGAAAUCGCUUUUACAAGACGCUUGGAGAAUGGAAGACCAGAAGCUCCUAUUGAUCUUGAAACUCGAAUCUGCUGAUCUCAAUUGCACUCGACUCAAUGUUCUUUCUCAUCGUACUAAUAAUGAAUGUUUGGUGUGCCAUAGACGUAUUAACAUUCACAGAUUAAGUUUGCAAUCCAGAGUUCAUAUUUUUGUAGAGCGAAACAUUUAUGUGCCAGCAAGAUACUGUUGCUGUAAUGAGCAUUUGGAUGAAAAGGGUUUAUUACCACUCAAUAUUAUUGAAGAUUUCAGGUUCAUUAAUAGACCAUACAUUUUGAAUGGUCCAGAAUUACAAUCAUUUGUUCAAGCGAUGCGUGAAGAAAUUGUGCAUAGCCCUGUACGCAGAUAUGAAGAUGAACGCACUUUAACAGAUGAACAAUUUGCAGCUAUUUCUCCUAUUUCAAAAGAUAACUUUAAUGAUCUUUUCACAUACUCUGAUCCUGUCAUCGUUCCAGGUGGCCAUCGUUAUGUGUCUAAAAAAGACCUUCUAUGUUUCCUGUAUAAGUUAAAACAGGGUCUUUCGGAUGAAUUUUUAUGGGUAAUGUUCCAUUAUUCUUCAAGGCAAGCUACGAGUUUAGCAAUCAGUACAGUUCGACAAUCGUUGAUGACGAGAUUUGUAGAUGAGAACAUAGGGUUUGGAUCAAUAACAAGGGAGGAAUACAUAGAAAGACAUAUAACACCAUUUGCAAAUCGCUUGUAUAAUGCCACACCUGAAGAACCGACGGCAAUUGUGUACAAUGAUUGUACUUAUCUAAAUAUUGAGAAGAGUUCUUGUUUUAAAGCUUUGCGUCAAUCGUUUUGUGUUCAUAAGAACAGACACUUAUUAAAACCUGCCAUGUUUAGUUCCAAAUGGAUGUUGACGGAAUGCAAAGAUGGUUUAGAGCACAAGACUUUCAUAUUGGAUCGCGGAUACCGAGACGCCAUUCCUAUUUUAACGGAUAUUGGCUUAGUUACAUUGAUGCCACCUUUACUUGAUCGUAAUCAAGCUCAGUUCUCAACAGAAGAUGCCAACCAAGCUCGAAUCAUCACAAAAACUAGAUGGAUCGUGGAAGCCAGAAAUGGCCAUCUGAAAAGUUUAUUUAAAUUCUUUGCAAACGUUAUUCCUACGUCUCAUAUUCCCAACUUGACUGAUUUUCUGCGUAUAGCCGGUGCUAUAAUAAAUAAAUAUCAUAGAAUAAUUAUGAUGCCUGAUGCAAACGUAGAAUUAGCAGAACAGAUGUUAAAUAAAGUUAACGAACUCAAUCUAGUGCAAGCUCGAGUAGAAGUUGAAGGUCUUCAACGAAGACGAGGUCGAUGGGAUAACCUAACUGCAAUGCAUGUGCCAUUGUUUCCGAAUUUGACUUUGGAAUAUUUACGAGGAUUAACUUAUGGAACUUAUCAAGUUGGGCUGGCACCUUCAUACGUUCAGGAUUCUUCUUUAAGGGCUGAGUUGGAAAAUGAAGAAGAAAUCGGAGAAGAUGAACAAACCUUUAAAAUCGAUCGGAAUACCAAUGAAGCAGGUUUUAUGAGAAUAAGAAUUUCCUCUAGAUUCAGAAAUGCUACGAAACAUCAAGUAUGGAUAGCAUUUAAUGAGGAGUAUAAUCAAGAGCAAGAUGUUGCAAAUGAAGGAGAACCUAUUCUUGGUUACUACUGUACAUGCAAGGCUGGAGCAAGAACUCUUGGAACUUGCGCCCAUGUAGCAACUAUUCUUUGGUAUUUGGGAUACGCUCGACAUGAAAAUCAGGUGCACUAUCCAUCGCUCAGAUUUUUGCGAAGCGUACAAGAUGCACAGAUGGAUAUUGAUCAAUUAAUUGAAAUAAUAGAUCCUCUCGGUUAA
Molecule: messenger RNA, 1866 nt
Organism: Phymastichus coffea
Lineage: Eukaryota; Metazoa; Arthropoda; Insecta; Hymenoptera; Eulophidae
Exons: 3
Coding region: 1-1866 (621 amino acids)
Molecular function (GO): zinc ion binding
Source: RefSeq, a predicted model, not a curated record